CUGGACUUGUGUGAGUGCGAGUGCCUGAUAUCAAGGCGGUCGUCGAGAUAAGAGAUAAUAUGCCCACACCUCGUCGCGGUGCUCUAUUAUGUUAGUGAUAAAGAGCGUACAAGACUGAUCGCGUAACUGUACAAUCGUUUGAUAUAUAGGCUGUAAUUUUUUUUCCGCUCAGUGCACAUCUUUUCGGCCGUAAGCUCCUUGUUUGUUUAACAUUAUCGUGCACAAUGUGGCCUUAUUACGACGCCGAGGAUUGGAGCGUCUUGCCGCCGGAACUCAACAGGAGGUUUAACCCAGCCUUUAACAUGGCCUCCAUAAAGCAGGCUUUCAAUGAGGCUGUGGAGAGAGUCUCGACAGUUAGGAUGCCUGCGCCGACGCGGCUGAGGGAUCUGAUUAGACAAAUUCGGGCCGCGCGAACGGCGGCGGAAGAGAGGACGGUCGUGAACAAGGAAUGUGCGUACAUUCGCUCGACGUUUAGGGAAGAGGACAGCGCGUGGAGAUGUCGUAACAUCGCCAAGUUACUGUACAUUCACAUGCUGGGGUACCCGGCGCAUUUUGGUCAAUUGGAAUGUUUGAAGCUCAUCGCGUCGCCCAGAUUCACGGACAAGCGAAUCGGUUACUUGGGGGCCAUGCUGCUGCUGGACGAGCGACAGGACGUACAUCUCCUGAUCACGAAUUGUCUGAAAAACGAUCUGAACAGCACUACGCAGUUCGUCAUUGGCCUGGCGCUGUGUACCCUCGGUGCGAUCGCGUCCCCGGAAAUGGCAAGGGAUUUGGCGUCCGAGGUGGAAAGAUUGAUGAAGUCGCCGAACGCGUACAUCCGGAAGAAAGCGGCGCUCUGCGCCUUUCGGAUCAUCAGGCGCGUGCCGGAGCUCAUGGAGAUGUUUCUGCCGGCCACCCGCAGUCUCAUCACCGAGAAGAAUCACGGGGUCCUCAUCACCGGCGUCACCCUUAUCACGGAGAUGUGCGAGAACAGCGUCGACACGCUGAAUCACUUCAAGAAGAUUGUGCCAAACCUCGUAAGAAUCUUGAAGAACCUGAUCCUGGCCGGAUACUCGCCCGAGCACGACGUGUCCGGAGUGUCGGAUCCGUUUCUUCAGGUCAAGAUACUGCGUCUACUGCGUAUUCUGGGCCGCAACGACGUCGAUGCGUCCGAAGCCAUGAACGACAUUCUUGCUCAAGUCGCCACUAACACGGAAACCAGCAAAAACGUCGGUAACACGAUACUCUACGAGACGGUUCUAUCGAUCAUGGACAUCAAGUCGGAGAGCGGGCUUCGAGUCUUGGCGGUCAACAUACUCGGCAGAUUUUUAUUGAAUAACGACAAGAAUAUCAGAUACGUGGCCUUAAACACGUUAUUGAAGACGGUUUAUGUGGACACGAGCGCGGUGCAGAGGCAUCGAUCGACGAUUCUAGAAUGCCUGAAGGACCCAGACGUAUCGAUCAGAAGGCGCGCGAUGGAACUGAGCUUCGCGCUCGUCAAUACCAACAAUAUCAGAAACAUGAUGAAGGAGUUGCUCUUGUUCUUGGAACGUGCCGACCCAGAAUUCAAGGCUCAAUGCAGCAGCAAUAUCGUCAUGUCCGCGGAGAGAUUCGCCCCGAACAAACGCUGGCAUCUCGAAACGCUCUUCAAAGUGCUCGUCGCGGCUGGUAAUUACGUACGAGACGACGUGGUAGCGUGUACAAUACAAUUGAUUUCGGAGACACAGUCACAGCAAGGCUAUGCCGUUAGCGCCUUGUGGCGCGCGUUAGAAAAGGAUACAUCCGACAAGCAGCCCUUGGCGCAAGUUGCCACGUGGUGCAUUGGCGAGUACGGCGAUCUGUUGUUGUACAGUCCACCGUUGGAAGAUGCCGAGACUCCAGUCAACUUGACAGAGGACGAAGUCAUCGAUGUGUAUCAGAGGCUACUCUGGAACCCGCAGAACACUGUGGUUACGAAACAGUACACCUUAUUGUCUCUCACGAAAUUGAGCACGAGGUUCCAGAAAGGUCACGAGUUAGUAUCGCUUUCAAUCAUCCGUAUGAUAUCUAUAGAGGAGAGACCAUAUCGAAAUAUAAUCGCAAUAAUAUUUUGUUAUUGCAGGAAAAUUCGUCAGAUCAUAGAUACGUUUGGUAGCAAUUUGCAUAUCGAGUUACAGCAGAGAGGUAUCGAGUUCUCGCAGUUGUUCCGAAAGUAUGAUCACCUGCGACCCGCGCUGCUUGAGAGAAUGCCGCCGAUGGAAACCGCGCGACCGCAGGCCAACGGUAUCAUUGGCAUGGUGAAUGGCGAGCCGGAACCGGAAGACGACAAGUCCACGAUUCUGGAAUCAACCACGUCUACAUCCGAUUCAAGUGCACUUUUAGAUUUACUUGGAACUACGGAUGUAGGUGUGACGAUGCCGGCGGCGACGACCAACAAAAAUUCCUCGCCGAGCUCGACCGCGGCAGCGCACAACAAUGACUUGUUGGAUUUGCUCGGAAGUCUGGAUUUGAAUGCGCCCACGCCUGUCGCUCCCACGCUGCCACUUCAACCACAGGCGUCAUCCACACCGAUGUUCAGUCCCACCAACAAUAGUAACUUCUUAGUAGAUGGAUUGCUCAAUGCUCCGUCGGUGCAAAACGAACUACCGAGCAUGGUGGUCUUGGACAAAUCAGGACUCAAAAUAACGUUCAAAUUCGAAAGACCGCCCGAUAUUCCCGAUCUGUUAGUCAUAAAUAUGUUGGCUCAAAACUCCGGAAGCACCACUUUAACCGAUUUUCUGUUUCAAUCAGCAGUUCCUAGGACAUUCCAACUACAAAUGCUAUCGCCGUCGAGUACUGUCAUUCCGCCAUCUGGUCAAGUAACUCAAGUAUUGAGAGUCACAAAUAUGAAUAGAGCAUCGUUAAGGAUGAGACUGCGUAUAUCGUAUACGGGUCCAACUGGGCCAGUUCUGGAACAGACGGAAGUCAAUAACUUUCCCGUUUCGACGUCGCAGUGACAAGAUGUAAUACAAAAUACAUUUGUACAUACGCCUGCCUAAAAGUAAUUAAUCGAAAGUGGACUAGGACGAGGAUGGAAAAGCGCAGUUUUGUCUCUUCAGGAACAGUGAAACAACUUGGCAAAUGGAUAUAUCUAACACAACAAACACACACACACGCACACACACAUCCGCGCGCGUUUAUAUUGAUUAAGUAAUUGAAAUCCUUGUAUGCGCGGCACCGACUAGGCAUGACCUAAACGUUAUAAGAAAGACUGGGUAUGUCAAAAAGUAUGAGAUAAUUUCGCGUGCGAUCUGUUCGCUAUACUCUGAAAACUCAUUCGCAAUGAAAAAUGAAGUAUUAAUUCUCUUCCGCGCGUAUGUUUAAGGCUGUCGCGAGUAAUGUGAUAUUAACGUCGCGGUCUUUCAAAAAUUACGUUUUGUAUCAUUUACUGUCGUCUAUCGUUCUCGCGUAGCUUGAUUACGAUGAGAGUGCAAGUGCUUCGUUCUCGUAACGUGCCACACGCGUGUGGAAAACGAAGGAAGAGAGAAGAGAGAUGUAAAUAUUUUUUCUAACCGAAACACGCGGAGGAAAUCAGGGAGAUAUCGUACUCCGAUCGGAUUGCAUUCCCGCUGUUUUACGACUACUAAUUUAGCGCGUAAUUUUUCCUCGCGUAAGCUAAAUGAGAAAUGGAAAAGAGGCGUAGGGAAGGACGAGACAACAGAAACACAUCACACGCAACUCGAGAACAAUAGAACGUGAGAAAGCCCGGAAGGAUCGGAGGGAGGUUCCGUCACCGAAAGUGCUCUGUCGCUGCCCCAAAAAGUUAUCUAUGAGAAGACACUUAACUCUCGCUGUAACAAAAAAAAAUCGAUCUUUUCUACCGCUGUAUUUGUAAGAUAUCGCGGACGACUCGCGAAUGAUCGUCUUGUAAAUAUUAGAUAAUCACAGUGUGACGUACAGAGGCGUGGAAAUCCUUAUGCGAUAGAAGAAAUUUGAAGCAAAAAGGAACACACGCGAGAUGUGGGACUCUUUACAUGUGUAUAUGAUAGAACUGUUGAUUCAAUAACGCGAAUACGAUAAUAUCUACGUUUCCGUCUUCAAGAGAGAGAGAUAUAUCAUUUUUUGGGGGAAAGAUGUACACGGACACAACACACAUACCCUCAUACACAACGCCUACGGUGCAUGAGUGUGUUACAUGCAUAGCGCGAGUACACACACACAGUUUCGAAUUCGUAUUCAGAAUACAGAGUAACAUUGGAGGGCUGAAUUCUGAUUGUCAUGUUAUAUCUGUAGCGCGUAUGUGUGCAUGUUGAAUCUUGCAUUGUGCGAGAAAUAUCGGGGUUCCGUAAGCGGUCCAAUAAAAUCUCUUUGUCGCGCCCGAAUGAUUGAUUCGCGCCUGACGUCAGUGAUGUUUCGCUAUACUGUAUAAUUUUGUCGAAUUGACUUUAACGCGAGAAUUACGAUGUAAAGCAGGAUCGGCAACUUCGCUUAUCAUGCGGCUGCGAAAUUGUUUAAAAAGAUAUAAAAAAAAGCGAGACAGUGUUUCGAUUUUGUAUCUGCGAACUGUGAUCAUCUGGUUCGUUUUUACCAAGUCGCAACAUACAACAGAAUAAUUGCAUAUAUAUGUCGACAAUAGCCUACCUUUUAAGUUGCAGUAAACACUAACGUAAAAUUAACAGCGAAGUAACGAUGUAUUUACUAUCUAACUUCGGGAUUCUAAUUUUACUUUCUAUUUACCAUUUGAUUUGAAUUAUUUACAGUCUCAGAGAUAUCACUUGUGUGUAUAUAUAUAUGUCUAAUAGUGAAGGAAGAAAACUCGCUCAUUUAACAUAAUGUUCGUACAAUUUUAUACUUACUUUGUCGAAGUUUCACAUCUGCCGGUGACGAGCGACAAACGUAAGCCCUAUAAUAGGUACAAGUUAGGAAAAAAUGAUACGCUGAGAACAAUAGAAUGCUAGCGAAACCAGGUUUCCAGACAUCUAUUUUCUCUCUGGACUGUUUCUAUGAAUUAAGGUGUAAAACACGCUGAUGUACUUAAUUAUUUAAUUCGCUCCGAUGUAACGUUAUGCGACGUGGAUGUAGAUGUAUGUACAUACCAUAAGGAUUCAUCUCAAGAGCGCCGUUCCGACACGUUUCUUCGAGUCGUACCGUUUCCUUCUCUGAUUUCUAACCGGGAUAUCUUACGUAUAACUUCUCGAUUAGGUUUACAAUUGAUUCAGUAUAUAACUAUGCAUUUUAGCUCCGUCCCUUAUAUGUUACGCGAGAUACGAGGGCGCGCACGCGCGCGAGGUAUAGGAAUAUAUAAAAUAGAACAGGUGGGUGUGCGUUUCUCUGAGUGGCCUUGUCCUUAAAGUCUCUGACACAGCGCGUCAGCCCUUCAAUGGGGGGUAUUGCUCUGCCUACUUGUUCUGAAUAUUACAUAUUAGUUUUAUAAACAUACCUAUAAAUAUAUAAAUACAUACAUGAGGAUAUUGAUUAACGAUAAAAAUGCUGUAUAUAUAUACUUUCUAGCGAAUCAAGGUGUGAAAAUAAAAUGUAUUUUUAUUCCACUAGCCUUUUCAAAUCGGACAUUCGUAUAGUCGUGAAGAAACCGAACACUAGUUUAUUCUUCUCCAUCUUAAACGAUGACGAGCCAAGAAAUUCUAAUCGCAUGUGUUGAACUGUUAAAGUAAUCGCUCCAUCGAUUUCGACUUUAAACGGAGGAUACAUGUCUUUAUUACAAAUACACAUUUCAUAGCAGAUUUAUCACACACA
Vollenhovia emeryi is the source of this 5691-nucleotide messenger RNA. RefSeq names its product AP-1 complex subunit gamma-1 (gene AP-1gamma). The record is from RefSeq and is a predicted model, not a curated record. Gene Ontology annotation, biological process: receptor-mediated endocytosis; Golgi to vacuole transport; intracellular protein transport. The transcript is spliced from 13 exons. NCBI's taxonomy places the organism in Eukaryota, Metazoa, Arthropoda, Insecta, Hymenoptera, Formicidae. Gene Ontology annotation, cellular component: membrane coat; AP-1 adaptor complex; Golgi apparatus. Gene Ontology annotation, molecular function: clathrin-cargo adaptor activity. The coding region runs from base 225 to 2954 and encodes 909 amino acids.